Messenger RNA from Pyrgilauda ruficollis (rufous-necked snowfinch), 2291 nucleotides. RefSeq names its product tissue factor pathway inhibitor (gene TFPI). The transcript is spliced from 10 exons. Gene Ontology annotation, molecular function: serine-type endopeptidase inhibitor activity. Bases 192 to 1070 code for a protein of 292 amino acids. Gene Ontology annotation, cellular component: extracellular region. NCBI's taxonomy places the organism in Eukaryota, Metazoa, Chordata, Aves, Passeriformes, Passeridae. The record is from RefSeq and is a predicted model, not a curated record. Gene Ontology annotation, biological process: negative regulation of peptidase activity.
CAGCCAGAUCGGGUUGCAGCCCUGCCUCGGUAGCUUUACACCACACCCCUCCCUCCAGCGGGGAUUACUAGGGGAGGAUCACACUCUGCUCUGAUUCAGGAAUUCCCUCUUUCUUCAAGAGCUGUUGCUAGGAGUUUGGUGCUCUUGGAAAGAAGCAUUUACAAUCUUCAUAAAAGCAGAAAGAAGGGAAGAUGAAGGGAAGAAAGAAGGGACACUCCUCAUCUUCAUGCUUUAUCUUGCUGCUCUUCUGUAUCGCUGGGCACACAACUGCUGAGCUGGAUGGCAGCAAAGAAGAGCAUGUUGUGGGUGCUGGUUUGCCACCACUGAAGCUGGUGCACUCGUUCUGUGCCAUGAAAGCAGACGAGGGCCCGUGCAAAGCCAUCCACAUCCGCUAUUUCUUCAACAUCAAAAGCCGCAAGUGUGAAGUGUUUGAAUAUGGUGGAUGCCAUGGCAAUGAGAACAACUUCCCAACGCUGGAGGAAUGCCAGGAGAAGUGUGUGGCAAAAGAAUUUCCUCAGAAGAUGGCAUUGGCAAAAAUUAAGAAAGGAUUGUUUCUAGGCCAGCCUGACUUCUGCUUCCAUGCCCAAGAGCCGGGGAUCUGCCGAGGGUAUUUUACCAGGUACUUCUACAACAAAGAGACAAAACUCUGUGAGGCAUUCAAGUAUGGUGGGUGCCUAGGAAACCAGAACAACUUCAGGACUUUGGAGGAGUGCCAGACUACCUGCCAAGACAGCUCAAAUUUAUUGCCAGCUGUUACAGCUGAAGAGCAUCCCAGCUCUGUGAACAGCAGCUCCCCAACAGAAGAACAUCCCAGCACAGUGAACAGCAGCUCCCCAACAGAAGCACCCAGCCAGUCUCCUGGGAUUUUUGUUAAUUUGUUGCCAGCUGCUCCAAAUGACAAGUCCAAUGCCCUGAACAGGAGUUCCCCAGAGGAGGAGCCCAACCAGUUCCCCAUUUUUUUUGUUGUGCAAGAGGAAGCAACAAACAGUUGGGAAGACCCUGAGCAUUCUCACCAACAGUUUGUCAUACUUUUUCAGCACACCAUUUCAGCUAUUAUACAUUUCAGAUGAACCUUUUUUUAGCAGCUGUACCACAAGUAAGACACCUAAGAUGUAGCACAUGCUUUUUGGAUAUUUUUUCAGCCUCCUUCGUUGCCCAGGUUUUAAUGCAUAACUUCUUGCUUUCAGCAGCUUAUCUGCUUCCCACUUUUGUGACCACAGGAUGUCUCCAGCUUUGCUGUAACCCAAAUGAUUUCCUCAAAUGUUUACUGUGUUUUUCCACUGAAGUCCUUCUGUGUGGCUUUCUAUCUUCAAGAGUUCACACUUGCAUUUAUGCAUUCAUUUAUUGCAUUUAUGUACCCAGUUCUGCUGCUUUCUGAGGAAAAAUGGUGCUCUUUUGGGUCCCACAUAACUGGUGAUAGAAUGGCUCCCAUUCAGCUUCUUGCAGCCUGUGCAGCAAUUUUAUCAGUUCCCAUUUGUAUAUUUGUCACUCUGGGGUGAUAGAUGAUGGAGUUCUUGCAGGUUUGGGAAUUCUGGCAUGGAUUUCUUCCUGGGCUUGUUGCAGUGCCCAGGUCCUUUGGCUACCUCAGGUUCAUCCUCCAGUGUUUCAGUUCUCACUUGCAGCCACGCUGAAGGAGCAAACCACCAGCCUCUCCUUGGAAUGGUAAAAUCCUGCCAGCAGCACUAACACACCAGCAUCUCCAUUAAUUUGUGGACUUGUUCUUCGCAUUCAAUCCUGUUUUUUUAUUCUGCAAGUUGCAGGCUCUUGUUUUAUAACUGCUCAAUGGUUGCUGACAGACACUGUUACUUAGGUCAAGUUUUCUGUAGGCAUUCAACAGACUCAGCACUGAGAUAUUGAAUCUUACACUGGAAAUGCUUUUACCUUCUCCUUGAUUCCAGAAUGCCUAGCACUAAUUUGCUCCAUUAAUUAUUAGAAAUAUUCACCAUAUUUUUCAAGUUGUCCACGUUUAAUUUAUUUCACAUCACUUUCUACAAAUGCUUCACUUGAAACUCCUCAAAAUUAAUUUGUCUGCUCUCUUCUAUGGCAGAAAUGGCAAUUUUAUCACUCACAACACAGGUAAAGGUAUAGCUUUCAGGUAAACUUUCACUGGCAAUCCAAAGACAGAAUGAUGUUUUACUGUGCUAUUAUUUGUUUGCAAUCAUAAAAAGAUGCUUAUGCCAAGUAUCUUGGAUUUUCAGGAGAGCAGAAUUAAAUUGGCCAGCAAAAAAAAUUCAAAUAAUAUUGACAUAAAACUGCAAUGCUACAGUUGUCUCACCUUAUGUUUUUGGUAC